AUGGCACAAAGCGGAACUUCAAAGCGAGGUCGUGGCGGAGGAGCACACAGCACACGAUACCCAAAACUCAAGUUCCUCGGUCCCAACCUACUGCACCGCUACAUGUCCCGUCUCAACCUCCUCCACCACUGCAUGUCCAGUCUCAAUCUCCUCCACCGCCGCAUCAGCUUCUCAAUCACAAUCAGCUACCACAUAAUGAGCAAGCAGAUCGAAUCCCGUUGGAAGCCUUACUAUGCAUGGCCGUUUGAUCGUGAUGAGAAGUUUUUAGUUAAAGAGAUAGGAAAGAUUUUGCAAGACAAAGUUGAUGAACCUAACUAUAGCUGGUCGGUCACGCCUACAGAUGUACAAGAUCGUUAUUUCGUAACAUUAGCGGCUUGUACGAAAUGA
Messenger RNA from Arabis nemorensis, 387 nucleotides. Lineage: Eukaryota; Viridiplantae; Streptophyta; Magnoliopsida; Brassicales; Brassicaceae. The record is from the annotation of a GenBank genome assembly.